Molecule: messenger RNA, 3480 nt
Organism: Pocillopora verrucosa
Lineage: Eukaryota; Metazoa; Cnidaria; Anthozoa; Scleractinia; Pocilloporidae
Product: rootletin
Cellular component (GO): membrane
Molecular function (GO): heparan sulfate 2-sulfotransferase activity
Source: RefSeq, a predicted model, not a curated record
AUAUCCACGUUGAAAAAGUCUUGAAACUAAUUUCUUUCUCAGCAGACGUACGACCCUCAGUUCAAUGGAAUCAUUUUUUCCUGGGCUAUUAAAACACUCACAAUUUUUUGGUACGUGACGAUAGCUGUGGUUACCCUGCAAUUCUGUUUGUACCGGAAAAUCAAAAGAGCGGCCUAUUUCAGGUACCGAUCUAUCAUGAAGCCGCAGACAAAGCGAAGUUUAUGCUUGGGAAGUUUCCUUGUGAUAGUCACACUCGUGGUUCUGUACUCGUAUUGUAAUGGAAAUUCUGUCUGCUACACGUUUCCCUUCUUAAGUGGACUGGACCGAGACAGACUAGGUACCAAGCCACAAGCGGAAGUUUUGGUGGCUUCUGUUAUCGUGCAGGCAAAGCGACCGUUGGAAAUGAGAACACCUAUGGAGACACAGAAAGGGUCAUAUCAUGAGACUUCAGGAACACUUGGUGAUCUUCACGUGAAAAGUAAAGAAGAAGGACAUGAAGGAAAGACUAUUAAUGUUACUAAUGAAAAAGUCGAAAAACUCCAUUUUUACCAGAACAGAACUACUGAUCACUCGUAUUUAAUGACUGGAGGGGAGAAACAAUAUAACAAUACACAAGUAGAAAAAACUCAUGAAUUCAAAAAACACCUUUUGCCUCCUUCUGAUAUUGUUGGAAAGAUCGCAGAAGAAAUUUUACGAAAAGCUAACGUAUCCGAAGAAGAAGCCAACAGAGAACUCAUACGCGUCGAGAAAGUCGACGAAUAUGUCGACAGGGAGAGAGAACAAAGAAGGAGAAUAAAACAACACGAGCAUUCGCUUCUGGAAAAGUUGAAGGAGUCGCGAAGUACUGGAGGAAAAAGCAAAGAGAAGAAACUGGUACGAGUUGAAAGAGUAGACUUGACUGACGAGGAAGAAGAGGAUGAAAUUCCAGAGCAGAAAGAACCUCUCAAACAGGAAAAACCUCUCAAACAAGAAAAACAAGUUAAACAAGAAAAGCCUGUCAAACCAGUUUAUGAAGCGCGGUUUCAGGAAAGAGCAGCGUCAAGUAAUACAGCAAUUAAAAGGUUUUCAGUGGAGAAAAAGAGUAACGAAACUUUGAUGAGUGAGAAUAACAAAUCAUCGUACGAAAGAAGAUUUGGCAAAACAUCUAAGGUGAAUAACACAAUAAACAAUACGUCAGCAGUCAAAAAAAAUGGAACCUUUCUCGAUUCCAAAAGCAACAAAACGGGGGAAGCUCUUACAAUCACGCCUCCACCUUUCUUUGCAAAGUUUUUGAAAAUUACUGAAAAGGAACGAGAAAUGAUGAAUUUUCUUCAUAAUUACACCGAAAGUAACGGAACGCUUUUUGGACCGGUGUUAAAUAUUACUCAAGAGGGGAAUGGUACCAAGAAUAUAGAGCCCAAUAUGGCGCAAAGAGCGAACAUGGCUUUUGAGCAGGUGGGCGCUGAUACAGCUCACGUGCGCGAAAAAAGAGAUCGUAGGGAAGGCAAUUUGCAUGAUAGUCUUCAACCUUUGAUAGACAGUUUGUUGGGAUUCAAUAAUGGCACUAAAGAUUUAAAAGAACCAUUUAACUUAAGCCACAUUCUUGGAAAACUAACCAAGGGUAUGGGAAGUCAAAAUCUUCCUGCGACAGAUACCAAACAGACUUCACCGCCAGAUAGCACGGCUCUCCUAGUUAAAUUUCUCCAACAAGGUGGUCGUAACAGAUCAGGCGCGGCUAAAAACGACACAACUGCUCACACUGAUGAUGCCUACAUUAAAGUCAUUGGAACGAAGCUAGAGAGCCACAAAAGUGAACAACAGUCUCCGUUAAAUCUUAAGAAAAUUCUUUUAGCACUGGCAAAUCAUAUUGACUUAGCUAGGCAAGAUAAUGACUCCAGGGCGACGAAUCCAAAAAUUCAGGAGGAGAAGUCCAAUCUGAAAAUCUUGUCCCUUCUAUUAAACCAAAGUACGUGGGAAGAUCUUCGCGAUUUCAACUUGAGCAGUGCUUUGAAAGAAAUCACUGGAAGUUCCUUGAAAGUAAAGCGACAUGAAAAACUCGAGGACCAGGGGUCUAGUCAGACCCAGGCUGAUGUAAAGAUAAUACGGCCAGAAGCGGAUAAACUAGGGGCUAGCACACCGGAGUUUGUUUUAAACACAGUUAGAAACCCCAGAAACUCUUCAAAGAGCGAGGAAGGUCUCUCGUCUUUGAAAUAUUUCUUAAAUGCGACAAUCAUUGAAAAGCAUGCGUCAGUUUCGAGCGGAACUGGCUCAGAAGAGCCCGGGGAUGAAGGUUCUAGAAGUGUCGACUUUGAGAACCAAAACAGUAAAACCUUGAGGGUAGAGGAGAAAUCUGAGAUGAACAAACAAUCAAAACAUGGCUCUAAUGGAAUAUUGAAGUUUGACGCGAUCAGAUGUGAUGCCCUGGAUCCAAAAGUGUUGUUGUAUAAUCGUAUUUUCAAGACGGGGAGUUCAACCACAGAAUUUAUAAUUACGAACUCGAGUUCAAGAAUGAAUUUCCACUAUAAAAUAGGAACGACGGAAGACUGGUACGAUAAAGGCACGUCCCGCCCAUAUCCGGGACUUAUCAUAAGAAAAGCCAACAAACUCAAGAAAUACCCGCGCAUGGCAUUUGUGGCGCAUUUUUACUUUCGGAGAAAAUUGAACUUACCGCAGGCUCAUACGUACAUCAAUCAAGUACGCGAUCCUGUAAGACGGCUGGUGUCUCACUAUCAUUACAUGAGGAGCAACUUACGGCCUGCCCAUAGAAUUAAAGAAUUUCGCGCAUCUGGAGAAAAGGACGAAUCUUUAGAGAAAUGUUUCAGAUUGCAACAUAAAGGAUGUCAAAAUAACGUCAUGACGAGAUUUUUCUGCGGGAAACAUUCUUAUUGCCGCAGAGGAAAUGGAAGGGCGCUGCGCAAGGCUAUGAGUAACAUCAAACGAUAUUAUGCCACAGUAGGUUUACUGGAAAAUUACGAUGUCUACCUUCAAAUACUGAAUAAGCGGUUGCCUAAGUUUUUCCCUAAAAUCCCCUUAGAGGAUAUCAGUAAAUUUAAGUACAAUUCCGAAUAUAAGUUUGACGACAUUUCUAGAGAUCUUAUUAGAGACAUCACCAGAGCAAACUGGGCUGAUGUGAAGUUGUACUCGUUUCUGAAGAAACGCUUUUGGCAGCAAGCUAAAACCUGUGGCAUUAUGACGAAAUUAAACUAGGACCCAGUAUUUUAGUGGGUAAGCUCGGUUAUCGACGAAAAAACGGAAGUCUUUGGCGUCGGUAAAAAUCUGAAGCAAUCGGAAACCGAUACAAAUAUUGCAUAGCGCUCGGAAAUAAACGACAUCACUUGUUCUUUACCAUUUUUGCUGUACAUAGAAAGAGCUACAUCAAGGUUAGCCAUGAACAAUAGGAAUAUAUUUUUGUACAAAAAAUAAGAUUUUUGAUAGCAGCCGAGACUGGAUACCAUCCUACCAUUUGAAUGAAUUAUCCAAUGAAUGUAAAGGAGAAUUUGA